Molecule: messenger RNA, 2061 nt
Organism: Carya illinoinensis
Lineage: Eukaryota; Viridiplantae; Streptophyta; Magnoliopsida; Fagales; Juglandaceae
Exons: 1
Coding region: 781-1401 (206 amino acids)
Source: RefSeq, a predicted model, not a curated record
CUUUUUAAUUAUCAUUAACUAAUCUUUUCUCCUUUGAUAACCCACUAAAAUGAAAAAAGAACAUUCUGCACUUGCGAGGGACUGCCAGUGCCAUGGAUGGUGGACCGCGCACUCGAGUCUCGAACUCGAAGUGCGUUUGUGCUACAAUCUCGAAAAGGCUGUAAAAGUGAAGUUUGGAAACAUCAAGGGUCGAUAUCAUGAUCUGUAGGUGUAAAGCUCUGCAUGGUGCAUAUACCAUCAUCCACCAUGAAAUUAUAGGGGAUAUUAUUACUGGUGGUUACAAACUUACUUGAAUUGCAUGCACUUAAUACGAACACGAUGCCCGAUAACAUGCAACCUCGUGCCGUGCAUGCCGUGGGGCCGGCUGCAAAAAAACACCCAUGAUUGGGACCCCCCCUUUUUUUUUUCAAACGAAUAAUCUUGCUCGAUGUAGACAAGUCACAAUAUUACAGUUUUUUGCUGGGAUAAACCAGUCCUGAGGCUGAGGCCGGGACCCUCCCCCCGCAACUCCCCCACCUAACAUCGAGCUUCCAUUGGACCUAAUGCCCAAUUCAUUAUAAAUGAGAUCUAAUCAAUUCUGACAACACCACGAUGCCCAAACAAAACCCCCCCACGAGACCAAAUACCUUUCGUUUGACACAUGAUAUUCAACCACCAUUGUAAAAACCAUCAACAACAUCAGAACUGCUAAGUUAUCUUACCUUUUAAAGCGUGGAACUUAAUUUUCCCACACAUUCCCAAACUCAAAGCCCCCUUAGCUUCAAAUUAUUCCUGAUCAAUAUGCUAUCCGCACCCUUUCUGAUGAGCCUGUUGUUGGAGAGGAAAAAGCCAAGAGCUACCACCGAUGAAUUGGCUGCGGUUAAAGCGGCUGCAUGGGCGUGGUACCAACGUGGACCUGGGUCGGACGGGAGGGUUAUGGCUGAAUAUGAUCUUAUGAGGACUCGUCGAACACCUGGACCGUCUCUUUUCAAGCUGGAAGCCAUGAGACUGGCCGAAGAAGAAGCCAUAUUGGAAGGAUACUCGCAAGCGUCGAGUAGUCCGAUCUAUACUGAUAGAUCUCUUCUAGAUGCUUUUGAGAUUGAGAGUAUUUCCCGGCAACUGGACUGUCUGAUAGAAUCCAGUGGCAGCAAGUUUCAUAGAAAAUUCAUGGCCGGAGAUCAUCAUGAUCAUGAUCACCAAGAAAACGUGACAGUAUUGCUGAAUAAUGGUACUGGUACUGCAAUGAAGAAAAAUAAAAAUAAAAAGAAAGGGUUUUGGCAAAGGCAUGCAAUGGUUGCAUGUGGCACGAGGGAAGAUCAUGUGGUGGAUGCUCUCAGAGAUCGCCGGAAACCUCAUGAAAAGCGCACACCGGUGGCCGUUACUGGGCUCGCUACAUCUAGGCCACGGGGCAGCCAUGCCUGAUGAUCAUGCACAGUUGCAAUAUUGGGUUCCGGUUUGGUCGUUAGAUCGAAUUAAAUUGUAUUGAAUUGUCAACUGUCUAUUAAUCUGUCUUGCAACGCACCUCCUAGCUAAGUCAUCCUAGGUGUAACUUCUCCAAGAGGUUUACGUGUUGAUCGCUGAACUACAAAUCUCUUGAUCUGCGACUGCGCACACCGAAAUUAUGGAUGGCUGGCCAAAAGGCUUUUGAUCGAGCAUGCUUUUGGAAAGAUCGUCAACAAAUUGUUAGAAUUCAUUUGAUCAACCGUGUUGCUGUCUGGAAGAGACAAAAAGAAGGGUCUAUUGACGCAGUCUGAGCAUAUAGCUAGCCCACGGGAGUAAAAAUAAAGAAUAAUAAAAUUGCUUCUGUUCUCUCUCACUUCUUAUUUUUUUUUGUCUGGUCAAGUACAUGUAUGUCUUAAAAAUGAUGGCAGAUCAAAGAAAAAGAAUAUCAUCACAAUGUUGUAAGAACUGCUUGAUCUUUCCAAGUGAAAAAUUUUGACCACUUGAUGUUGUAACUUUUGUGUUUGUACGUUUGUUUUUUCCCUUCAAAUUUUCCUGCUGCAGCCCACAUGCAUGGUACUGUUUCUGUAGGCUGAUGUCCGAUGUAUAUUGUCUGUCACAAAAAGGAACUUGCUAUUAGCA